Molecule: messenger RNA, 558 nt
Organism: Trichoderma breve
Lineage: Eukaryota; Fungi; Ascomycota; Sordariomycetes; Hypocreales; Hypocreaceae
Exons: 1
Coding region: 1-558 (185 amino acids)
Source: RefSeq, a predicted model, not a curated record
AUGGCUCUAGAAACACCAUCAUUGGAGUUAACCAACCACCUCAAAGAGCUCUAUCACGCCUAUCGGCAUACCAAAGAUAUAGACCAAAAAGGCAACUUCUUUUCUUCUGUCUGCCACCAGGUGUGCCGGCCACAGCCAUCAUUUGCAGCGCGCAAUAGAGAGACUAUUGUGCGGUAUCUUCACGAAACUGCAGACAAGGGCACUAACACUUCGUCAUCAAAUACCGACGCAACAAACAACCAGUCGAAAAAGGGCUAUUACACCAUUCGGCCUAUGCGAGAAGAUGAGUUUGAGUUUGGGACCGAUGAACAAGUUGCACCCGCUGGGUUUGCGACAGCAAACGAGCUCAAGCAAAAGGCAGAAGCUGAGGGAUGGGUGGGUAUGAGAGUCGAUUUGUGGGAUGUUGAGGUAGGAAAAGAAAUCGCUGAACAGCGACUAAUUAAAGUACAUUAUUGGUGGAGAAAAGAGGAAGAUGGCUGGAUACAGAUCUGGCAUGAUAUUUUAUCUAUAGGACCCAGGGACGGGACCGAGGGUAGCGAGGGAGACGUGCUUGAGUGA